GAAAUAAGUCGCCAUCGUACGGCCUCCCGUUCAUGUGUGACUGCUCUACAUGGCGUCAGUUUGUGGGAAAAAUCUAUCCCCGACUGCUGCGGCGUUCGAGAUUUGAAGGAUACGCCGGGAGCGGGAGGAGCGGAGCGAAGCGAGAGGACUCUGUGGGAGCAGGAGAGCGUGUGUGAGUACGUGCGUCUGUAUGAGUUUACCUGUCCCCGCUUUUGGCGCGCAGGCCCGACGAGGCGGCUGGGCGGUGAGUGCUUCUCGUCUUCCUCAGUGUGCUUUGGCUGCGGGUACCGGUCGUGUCCCCUUUGCUAGCGCGCGAUCAUGGCUAGCAGAGGGAGAGAAUGUAUGUGAUUUUCCCUCUGGACGAUUUGUUAGAUCUGAAUAGUGCGAGAGGGUACAAACGUGGAACAGCUUCGUCGGCGGCAAGGUUCAGCCAAAAAGGACACACUGUAGUGCAAGUUUUGUCUCCUUCCCAACCUAACCAACAACUUCCCGAGCAACUUCAACCACCCCAGAAACAACAACAACAACAACAACUACAACAACAACAACAACACUCCUACCACCAGCUACCGGUACCGCCUUCUCAACAACCAACAUCACCUCAACAGUAUAAGCUAGAACAACAGCAACAACAACAACAACAACAGCAACAACAACAACAACAACAACAACAACAACAACAGCAACAGCAACAACAACAGCAACAGCAGCAGCAACAACAACAACAACAACAGCAACAACAACAGCAACAACUGACUUUACAGAGAACAAACAGUACUUUCCAAAAGACACCGUCCAAAGCGUCCAGUAACAGUCAGUCCUCCCCACACACCAAGUUACCUAGCAGUGUUCCUAAUAGCAGUAGCAAUAGCAGUCACACUAGCUCGCUCAAGCAACAGGCGCACAAGCAACAGCGGCCUCACUUUCACCCCGACGUCGUGGUGAACCAGCGACAGCCUUCCUCGUACUCCACCUCUACGGAGACGUCCUCCCUCUCCUCUACUGGUGCAAAAACCAAAACUCUGUUGCGACCGCCGCAUGCCGAAGCCAAACCCGUUAGUAACCGCUUUUCCUGGGGUGGAAGUCCUUCGGGUCCGGUGCGGGAGACCUCUGUGACGCGAAGCACGAGUUUUAGAAGCCGGGACGAAUUGGGUGUUGACAGAAAUAUAGCCGACCUGUAUAUCGGUGACGGACGGCAGUUCAAUAGUCUGCGAUAUAGAGACGUGCGAGACAGCGACUACCCUCCGGAGACUCGAGGCGGCAGGACUUACCCGAGUUCAAGUCACAGCUUUCGGUCUCAUAUUGUUAAAAGUGGAAGUUUCCGAUCGUUCCUGGACCACGGUGGGCCUCACGGGGGCUACCGGUCUCAUCAGGUGCCCGUUGCGGAAAGUGUAAGGUCUCAGCAUCCUGGUGAGAGUGUUAAAAGCCAGCAGCAUUUGGCUAUUGAAAAUACAAGGUGUCAGCAAAUAACUUCGAGUGAGAGAACACGACCCCACCAUCUGCCCCUCGCGGAGAGCACACAGCCGUUCCAGGAUUUUUCUCCACAGACCCAGGAACCCCGGCGCCCCUCCACUCACAGGCACUCGAGCAGUAGGAGUAGCCACAGCUCGGGGAGUCAAAAAGCCCCCGAGCCUUCCCCUCACAGUAGCUCGGGCAGCGCUACCACACCUGGGGCUCGGGGGAUUAGUCUGAAAAGUUCCGGAGGGUCGGGCAAGUCUCGUGGCCAAAACAAGGGCGUCAUGGCCAGCGAGGUCAGCUUGCGGGAUCUCACACACCCAAGUGCUAACGAAACGCUCAAGCUCCACAGCUCCGUCACCUUCAAACUCGUCAAAACAGUUUCAGAUUUCACUGCCCAGCUCUCCCGCAUCCACGAGCAGCAUGCGGAUGAGAUACAGCGGCUGGUGGAGACGUUCAGGAAGAAGAACUCGGAGCUUCGAAAUGAAAGGCCUUGCACCAGUCAGAUCUUCCACGCCUGGGAAUCGCUACUUCAGGAGGUUGAGAUCGACUCCCAAAUCCACGCCGACGUAGCAGGAACUCUGAACCGACACGUGUCACGACCCCUCAUCGAGAAAACCUUCUUCAGAAAAAUCCAAUCACGCAAGGUUUUCACACACCGGGAAAGCUUCGACACCAUCCUGGCCAAGACGGAGGACAUGUUGAAAAAGUGCCGCCGGGAUUACGCUGAAGCCUACCACAACCACUGCCGGAAUCAGAGCAAUGCCUCCCUCGCCUCCUACUUCGACGCCCACAAUGCUUACGUCCAACAGCUGCACGCGACCAACAGCAUGUUCCAGGAGUACCACAACACCACGCUCCCUGCUCUUCUUCAGGAGCUGGAGGCCGUGUACCUGGACGUAAGCAGUGUUGUGGCGGAAUGUAUACUGCAGGGAGCUGACAUUGUGGCGGCCAAGGCCUUAGAGCAGAGCCGCCGCUAUGACUCUCUGUGUACCAACUGUCGUGCCUGUGACGGACGCACUGAGCUGACCACGCUGAUUCGCCACCUGGACCCAGCCGUGACCAACCCCGUCCGUCCGCCUCACCAUCGCUUCGUCCCGCCUCAGAUCGCGCAGUCCCCGGAGGCCGCCAACGGGGAGCCUCUUCCUCAAGACUACUCUCCACCAAUGCCUCUUAAGAACGAGCUUGUCUUCGACCGUCUGGCGGCGCUGUCCUCCAGGAACCGCUACGACGCCCUCAAGAAGGAGUCCGCCGACCUGGAGAGACAGAUCGCCCAGCUGCAGGACGCCCAGGACACCCUACUUCGGAUGCAACAAAGGAGCCUGGACUCAUCGGCGUACAACAAGGCGAACGAACUUCAAGAGGACAUCAGCAUGAGGCGCUUCGACUUGCAAGUGGCUCAGGUGCAUCUCUCGGCAGUGAAGGCUCAGAAAGAGUUGUUUGCGUCUAAAGAGGGGGGAGGGGCAGAGGGACGAGAGAGAAAAAUGUCUAACUCGAGUGGUGGAAGCAUGAAAACCAAGUGGAUGAAAGCGCUCAAGUCCCUGAAGGCUUCGGACACCUCGAGUGGAAAUCUACCACCUACAUCACCAGCGAAGCGGUACACUUUCUCGAGUACCGUCCUCAGCGUCAUGGCUCACAGCGGACCGCCCGAAGCCUCUCCCUACGACCAGCGCCUCGCCAGGAAAAACGCGAGAGAGAAGGAGAAAGAAGCCGCAGCCAUGUUCGAGACAGCUCACAUCUUCCAGGAAUACACCUACAAGAAGAUCACCGCCUGCGACGUGUGUCACCAGAUCCUGAGAGGUCACUCGCGCCAGGGAAUCAAGUGCCGCAUGUGCAAGACCAACGUACACGUGGAGUGCCAGGACCAGGUGGGCAAGUGCCAGCCUAAAUCGCGGCUCCUCCGUCGUCAGCGCUCCACUUCUGAGAUCGAAUCCAAGCAGAUGGAAGGCGGCGAGGAGGACACGGACCCCAGUAUCUCCUUCAGCUCCCUUAUCGCCAGCCAGCCGGCAAGGCGAGGCGCUGAGCCGCCCUCCUCCACUGCCACUACCGAGAUCCAAAUAGACAAAACAGAGAAGACAGAGGAGGUGGACCUGAUAUACCAGGUACUCAAACAAGCGGGGGACCUGGGAGGGCGGCGCAGCGCUCACGGGUCCAUGGAGCGGGACUUGGGGCGGGACCUUGGGCGUGAUCUAGCGCGUGACGUGGGAGGUUCAGCGGCCUCCUCUGGAUCAGGGAGCGCCACGUCCCUCCACAGACGACUUCCGCGACCCACUAACACCGGCUCCACCCUCACCGUGAACCCCGCCCCCGUGGCCUCCUGCUCAGGGAGAGGAGAUGUAUUUGAAAACAUGGGCUUUUCCGACCUGGGCGUUCCAUACCUCAAUGGUAUCACAACUGCCCCCAUCAGUCCACGUCGCCAGAAACUCAACUUGCGAAUGAAAAGUUUCUCACUUGACUCUCCGGAGUCGACUGAGCACGUACAUCGUCGGCGCCAUGGAGGUUCCUCCCACGUCAGCCACGCCUCCUCUCACAGCCAAUCGCCCUCCAGUCCAGUUCACAACCGCCGUCUCCUCACCGCCCGGAAUAUGCGUAUGAACUCUGUAGAACUGCCUGACGAGAAUGAGAAAUCCCUGAGCUCGGCCAGCACUUCGCCGUGUCCCUCACCUGUUAGUAAAAAGCCUCAUCGCCUCCUGCCUACAAAUCUCUACGUUGUUCUGUACAAUUUCACCUCCAGACAUCCUGAUGAGCUCGACCUAAGAGCUGGAUACAAAGUGACGGUGACCGACACUUCCGACCCUGACUGGUGGCAAGGCAAGUGUCUAGGACGGACCGGCUACUUCCCCUCCAAAUACGUGACGCGACUAAACGGCGGAGAGAAGCCACUCCAGGUCACUCAUAACCUCCAAGUGAAUGACGGAGAAAACGGAAUCAAACUCCUCCGAGACCAGAUUGUGAUCCAGAUAGGCGAGGAGGUGGACGGCAUGGUGAUGAUACGUAACGGGGACAACCAACAAGGUGUCUGUCCCCUCAAAUAUCUGCAAGAGGUCUGAGACUCGGGAACUUGGCAAUUCUCGUGAAGACAGUGACUCUACAGUGUAGCAGAUAGCGAAACAAAACAAAAAAGAUACCGAAAAAAAGAUAAUAGACACAUACAUACAAAUACAUUCACAGCUUUUAAGAAAUUUGAAAUAUGCAUUAAAAAGAAAACCGGAAAUGACGAAAAAAAAUAUCUAUAUAAUGCACGGUGAGAAAAUAAUGACAAAAAAAAAAAGAAGAUACAAGAGGAGACCCUUUUUUUUCUUUAAGGACAAAAUAUAAGUGAAGGACUGAACAGAAAACGAGGGCAAGACUUUUAUAAGUGUGGUAGUGGCGGAAGGGGGGACGCAACACUUUCCCCCCCACUACACUAUCCCCCCUCCCCCCGCCCCCGCCGCCCUCCCUCACCCACCAACCCACCAACCAACCAACCAAACACCCUUCAAGACUCACAUUCAUUCCUGAGCAUUAGUUAUUGUUGUUGUUGCUGCUGUUGUUGUUGUUACUGUUUAGCUCAUUGCACUAAGGUCUUCACUGCACUCUGAAAAUGAAAAUUGUGACAAAAAAAAAGGAUAUUAACUACGAGAGAGAGAAACAGGACUGACUUUGGGUGGUUCUCGUGUACAUGUCUGUUUGAGAGAGAGAAAGACUACGCGUGUCGAGUGUGAAUGUGUGAAUGUAUGCCCAUAUGUCUGUCUGUCUGUCUGUCUUCGUACGUGCGUGUGCAACUAACACUCUCGAAAUUAUGACCUAAAGUAGAGAAGAAUGAGGAAAAAUAAUGAAAAAAAAGGAACAAGAUUUCACAAGUGUCAAAUGAUAUAAGAAAGGAAGCCGCGACCGCGUGGGAACACAAGCAAGACAAAACCAGAAGCACUUGAAGCCACCUCGAGUCAAAGAAGCCUUGAGGAAAACACGACCAGAGGGAAAGAGGGAAAGAAAGAAAAAGGAAACCAAAGACGGAAACCAAGAAGAUAGCAAGCAAGCCAGGCCACUCUUAAAUGGUACUCAUCUGGGGAAAAAAGAAUGAUAUAUAUUUAUACAUAUUAGGUGAGUGAGGACGUAGGUGAGUGAAUGAGUGGCUGAGUGAAUGAAGAAAACUUUAGAUUGGUGAAAGUAAGAGGAUGGCUUACUACAUUUCUCUCUCUUUCUCUCUCUCUCUCUCUCUCUCUCUCUCUCUCUCUCUCUCUCUCUCUCUCUCUCUCUCUCUCUCUCUCUCUCUCUCUCUCUCUCUCUCUCUCUCUCUCUCUCUCUCUCUGAUAUCACUAAUUAUAAAUAUCACUGUCAUUAUCAAAGUUAUUAUUAUUAUUACCAUUAUUAUUAUUAUUAUUAUUAUUAUUAUUAUUAUUAUUAUUAUUAUUAUUAUUAUUGUUAUUAUUAUUAUUAUUGUUGUUAUUAUUAUUACUAUUAUUAUUGUUGUUCUUCUUCUUCUAUAUCCUGUAUCAUCCCACAUGUCUACGCUUUUCUUGUAACUAUUCUUCUCUUUCUUCAGUCUAGGUUGUUGCUUCACAUUUACUUCAUAUUGUUGCACUACUACAUUUAUGCUUUUCUAUAGUAGGAAGCAGGUAGACGUAGAAUACUGUGAGAAGUAGUAAAGACUUCAUAGGUAGAGGUGAAGUGAUUAACAUUCGUCCUCUUUUUUCAGUUACGAACUCAGAUCGCCGUCUCUUCGAUAAUGCCUUCCCCCAAGAACUAAGCCUUCCUCAGCGAACGCCUUUUCUCCUUUUUCAUAUGUCAUAUUUAGGCAUCACUUUCCCCUUCACUUAGCUUCAUUUCUAAUUUUCACACGCUUUUUGUCUCUGAGCACACUCCCAUCCUGCCUGUUUCUCUUUUGUUUCUCAAGUGGUUCCAUUGCAGCUUGAGUUCAUUCCUCUGGUGAGCGUGUGGCGAAUUUGAUUGAAUGACACGACGAGUUAUUAUUCCUUCUUUUUCACCUGCCUUUGGUAACAUUGUUGUUCCUCACCAACUCCAAAACACAAUCCAUCUGUAGUAAAAAUGUCGCAGAUCUUCUCCAGUGUCUCAUCCCACGGCAUGCCAGAAAGCACCAUAAAACUGCCAGUAAGGAUUCCUUAUCACAGAGACGCUGAGAAAUCAUCUGAGCUUGAAUCUGUAGUUUGGUUAACUUGUUUGACAUUAGCCUAUGUGGACAUUUAUAAAGACUUCUGGAAACUUCUGCGGCUGCCCACGAAAAUGAGCUUAUGUAAAGAUUUUGUAUGUUUCGGCAGUUUUUUCUACAUUUUAUAUAUAUCUGGAGAACAUUUAAACACGGGAUGAUAACCAAGUAAAUUCCUAUUGUUGUGUGGCGGAUCGUACAGCGAUACAGCGCAGCAGUGGUCCAUUCUGAGUACAAGACGAGGAAGGGGCGCUGCAAAAUAUAACUUCCAGUCAAGGAACCCCUAGAAUUAGAAGAAAAAUUAUAAAGGACAUUCAAUUGAUUUUUUGCCAAAAAAUUUUCAAAUUAAUUGUUUAAAAGAUGACUUUCCGAAGUAAAGUUUGGAAUUAUGGCAUUAAAACAGCCAUGGUACUCUAGCAGACGCUGCUCCACUGUCCCUGGCUGCGUGCGGGGCCGCCACAUCACUGCACCGCACCUUUUGUCCCACCCCAGUGCUGCCUCUCCCCUCAAACCUUUCCCUCUUCACCGUCACAAUCCGUAUCGAAUGUUCACUGAUUUGUUCUCGCCUUGCCUUGCUUGAUUUCGAACCGCGUAUCACAGGCCCAAGUUCUCUCCUUCCCCAUUUGGGUGAAUCCCGCUGCCCGCCGCCUUCCUUGCCGCUCCUCGAGUUUGUCUUUAUUUGUCCGCAUUGAUGGCGUCCUUCGCAGGUGUAAAUAUUCCUCGUUACGCAUAAGAUCUUGACAGAUUUUGUACACAUCCUUUGCAGAUGUAUUUUACCAAAGUUAUGCCAUAAACACACACGUACACAUUAUAUGUAGGUUAGUUAGAGGAAUAUAUAUAUAUCGUUCUGCCUUUGGUUCAAUACUAUUAGUGAAGGUCCCAAAACUGUCGAGAUCUUUCGCUGAUAUUUACGAAAAUUGAUUUAGAAUAGACUUUUGAGUGUUUAAUAGAUUUCACAGGGAAACCCUUUAAUUGCUUUGUUUUGUACCCUUUCCUUUGAACAGCAAUCUCCGGUGUACAGUGGGUGUGUAGGGAGGAGCAAGCCUUCCCCAGCGAUGGGAUGUUACUCCCGACCAAAUACUUGUUUCCUCUAUUUCAUAGAGUUGGUGAUACAUCGCUUUUCUUCCUCUUUUUUUUUUUUUUUUUUUUUUUCCUUUUUUUCAUACAAUAAGGAAGGAGUUGGUAGACGCCUUGCUCUCGCUGAACCACGGCGACAAGGAGGGAGCAGCGUGCUGCGCGCCACGCCCUCGUGCCCCUCACCGCUAGCUGGUCGCCUCGUCGCUCUUCAUCGUGAUCGCAUAUUUUGUUUUCUUUUACAAAAUUUUUAUAUUUAAACUCUCGGUACUUUUGACGAUCAUCGUGUACGUUUUAAGAUGUUUUAUUUUAUCUGAAAGAGUCGUGAGCUGCCUUCAGUGUAUAUAUAUAAAUAUAUACCUAUAUAUAUAGUUAGAGAGACAGAGAUAUAUAUAAAGCUAUAUUGAUUACAAAAUAGUAUAAUGAAUGUAUGAUGCCAUGUUUCGUGGAGUCCGCGAGUAGAGAAGGACCUCGGAGCCUGGACGUCGAUUAGGCCGCUCGGAGCCACACAGAAUAUAUUUAUAUUCCGCACUUAGGUGAGACAUGAGCAAAGGAAUGUAGGACAUAUCACUGCGAAAUCAAGGAGACUAAAGGAGGUGGCUGCAGUCACCCUGGCAUUGGUGUUUGGUAGGGCACCGUGGUCUCCCUCCCGACGCAGAUAAUAUGUAGCUGCUAGAUGUAAGCAAUAAUGGGCUACAGAACGGGUAGCUUUACACUGCACAUGAGCGCCAAGGUAUCGUGGUCGAGACCUUGACUCAUGUCCUGUGGCUGUUGAGGCUGUGCCUCGCGCGUUGUUUAAUGACAUGUACAUUUGGCCUCGUUUGAGACACCGCUAUUUUGAUAGUCUAAGACGGGAGUUUGAUCAAGAACAGAACGGAGAGUAUUUUUAUCAAUUACGUACGUACAUACUCCUGGUGUCAUAGGCGAGGUGGUGUGAAGACUGCGCAUGGCAGACGACAGGUGUAAAAACAUUGUGCCGCAUCCUUUCACUCCAUUCACUUGAGCUGCACUCGCUGUUUUGCUACGUGUAUAUAAUAAUGAGAGGAGAAAUUUACUUUUCAAGAAAGGUCAUGUAGACAAAAUUUUGAAGUUGUGACACUGCAACUUGAAGAGGAAAAUUUCAACCCGCACCGCCAUUAGUGUCGUAACGUUCACGUGUAGAAUUUGUUUGUUUGCUCACCUCACAGAAUACACCAUUGUAAAUCACCAUCAUGGAAUUAUUUAUUUUAUCACUCUACAGGAAUUAGUUAGAUGAAUUAUAAAAGUGAGUGAAAAGGAAUAGGUAUUUUCGUAUUUCUAGAUUAUUUUUAUCUCUUCUAUGCUAUGAUCUAGCAAAGGGAGCGAUCUCUCUGCCCCGGCAGUGAUCAGUCCCGCAAAGUAAUCUAAUCGAGGGCUUUGUCGGGCCCGCGUGAGUGCUGCCAUGCAGUCACUAACCUGGAUUGUGUUUGAUACACCACCCACCCUCUCCCUUCCUUUCACGUUUUUUUCCCUUUAGAGGUUAAGUAUUUUUUCCCAGUGUUGAUUUCUACCCUUGUUGUCCCGUCCUUUCACUCACUCUCCAUUUCCGUGCGCUGAUCCAUUCCCUGCACCAGUGUUGGCAGCGUCCCACGCUCACUGAGUUGUGUCCCUCACAAUGUGACGGGUGUCCGCCUUAGAAGGGCUCCCUCGCAAACAUUCAAGCGCACCCACACUCACGCACGCACACACACACACACACACACACACACACACACACACACACACACACACACACACACACACACACACACACACACACACACACACACACA
This is a messenger RNA of Portunus trituberculatus (swimming crab), 9465 nucleotides long. RefSeq lists its product as uncharacterized. Gene Ontology annotation, molecular function: protein binding. Gene Ontology annotation, biological process: skeletal muscle contraction; positive regulation of protein localization to plasma membrane; positive regulation of voltage-gated calcium channel activity. The transcript is spliced from 21 exons. Bases 339 to 4505 code for a protein of 1388 amino acids. Gene Ontology annotation, cellular component: extrinsic component of cytoplasmic side of plasma membrane. NCBI's taxonomy places the organism in Eukaryota, Metazoa, Arthropoda, Malacostraca, Decapoda, Portunidae. The record is from RefSeq and is a predicted model, not a curated record.